UAUGAAUGAGGCAGUGGUCUCAAUGAGAAAGUCUAUUGUCGAAAGCAGAGGAAGAGGUUAGAGAUGGAGUUUCGGAUGCCAUCCUUUCUUGAGGCUUUGCUGCUUUUCUUCGGAGUUACGUUGGCAAAGCUAACCAUGGAGCCAAAGGAAGGCAGCAUUGGCGGUGGAACCUGGAUCACACUGAGAUAUGAGGGCCUCUCAUAUCCCAUCAAUUGGUCUCACCUGGAAGUGUCGUUCUUGAAUUCAGCGCUGCCUACAGUACUGUGUGACAUUCAGCCUGUCAGUUUUGAUCUGUCCACCACAAAAUGCCAAACAAGGGCUUCGCAGUGGGGAGGACUUUACCAACUCCAGUUCACUCUGAAUGGGCAAAUUGUCAACAACACGAAGGAGUUGCACUGUGACAACUGCACAUUUCAGUUCUCUGUUGCACACACUCCUGUGGUCUAUCGUGUGGACCCCCCCUAUGGAGUCCCAGGAAAUGUAAUGCAAGUCUAUGGUUUUAUCCUGGCCCAAGAAUUUGAUGCCUACAGCUUUAACACAGAUUUUAUUGAUGGCCCUGUUAUCCUCGAGGCAAAAAGAGAUGGAUGGAUAACCAUUUGUUCCCUUGCCAAUAAGCAGAUGCGCAGCAU
Molecule: messenger RNA, 629 nt
Organism: Podarcis muralis (Common wall lizard)
Lineage: Eukaryota; Metazoa; Chordata; Lepidosauria; Squamata; Lacertidae
Source: RefSeq, a predicted model, not a curated record